Messenger RNA from Amphimedon queenslandica, 805 nucleotides. RefSeq lists its product as uncharacterized. Gene Ontology annotation, biological process: regulation of apoptotic process. NCBI's taxonomy places the organism in Eukaryota, Metazoa, Porifera, Demospongiae, Haplosclerida, Niphatidae. The coding region runs from base 80 to 694 and encodes 204 amino acids. The transcript has 5 exons. The record is from RefSeq and is a predicted model, not a curated record.
CCACAAGCCUUCUCUUUGGAUCAAGGCAGCUGUAGACCAGCCUACAGUCAUUCCUAGGAUAAAUUUACAAGGAAAAACAAUGAGUCAAACUCCAAAGGAGAUAUUACAGAAGUACUCUGAUAAGCUAGCCAAGGCAGUAGGAGCAAAUGUGAGUAAUGUCACUAAUGCGCUUCAUGCCAAGGACCUCAUAACACCAGAAACUAGAGAAUAUGUAGUGACAACAGUUGGAGUGGCUAGUUCUGCUAAAGCCAAUAGACUAAUGCUGGAUGUGGCUGACCGAUUAGAAGCUUCUCUUAAUGGCAAAGAAUAUCUGGUAAAAGUGUGUAAUAUAUUGACUCAGCAAGGUGGAGCAAUAAAAGAGAUAGGAAACGUCAUGCUUAAAGAACUAGCUCAAGUUACUGAUACAGGCGGAGCUACUGGAGGCAAGAUUAAGAAGCUUAACAUGGCUGCAGUUACCAAGAUAUUUGGUCCUUCUUCGAACCACUUUAAGCUAAUAGGGAUUGGAUUAGAUGUAAAAGUGUCUGAUCUGACACAAUUACCUGGCGCAGCAAUGGACAACCUUAUUCUUGUAUUUGAGAGGUGGUUUGAUGCCAAUAAAGAUAUUAGUUGGGAUACAUUGAGGCAGCUUUGUGAUGAUUAUCCUGAUCAACUGGGCAAAGCAAAAGACAAACUUGAAAAGUUCUUGUCAGAAUAAUUUUUUGUAGAGUAGGACUUAGUAGGUACAAAUAACAAUUGCUAAUUUGCUAUGCGUUAUUUUUUACUUUUAUUAUUAUAAAGCAUACCGGUAGUUUGUUGUUGUAAGGCA